AUGCCGGGAUGUGAUUGGGUCAAAUCCUUUCUAAAACGACAUCCACAACUUUCUCAGAGGAUUGCGCAGAACAUUUCACAUGCUAGGGCUGCUACUGAUGAAGAAAUCAUAAAUAACUUCUUCGAUAAUUUGGAGGUUGAGUUAGAAGGAAUUCCUGCAAGCAAUAUAUGGAAUUAUGAUGAGACUAACCUAGUUGAUCACCCGGGACAGACAAAAAUAGUAACCAAAAGAGGAACGAAGUAUCCUGAGCGUAUCAGGAACUGA
Acanthoscelides obtectus is the source of this 264-nucleotide messenger RNA. NCBI's taxonomy places the organism in Eukaryota, Metazoa, Arthropoda, Insecta, Coleoptera, Chrysomelidae. The record is from the annotation of a GenBank genome assembly.